Messenger RNA from Prorocentrum cordatum, 399 nucleotides. NCBI's taxonomy places the organism in Eukaryota, Dinophyceae, Prorocentrales, Prorocentraceae. The record is from the annotation of a GenBank genome assembly.
AUGGCACUCAAGCGUAUCCAGAAAGAGUUGACCGACCUGGGGAAUGAUCCGCCGGCUAAUUGUUCAGCGGGCCCUGUCGGAGAUGACAUGUUCAACUGGCAGGCGACCAUCAUGGGACCGCCAGAUUCAGCGUACACAGGCGGGCCUCCCAAAGUGGGCUUCACGACGAAGAUCUACCACUGCAACGUCAACGCCAACGGAGCUAUAUGCCUCGACAUUCUGAAGGACCAGUGGAGCCCCGCGCUGACAAUCUCAAAAGUGCUGCUCUCCAUCUCAUCGCUCCUCACCGACCCGAACCCGAACGAUCCGUUGGUGCCAGAGAUCGCCCAGCUGUACCUGAAGGACCGUGCGAAGCACGACGCGACGGCCAGGGAGUGGGUGUCGAAGUACGCCACAUGA